AGGGCAGGCUGGGGUUAGGCGUUUGAAAGUGUCUCAGGCGAACAGAGGAGCAAGUGAGCAUCGGCCCCUUCUUCCUGCUCUCCUUUGUCCUUAGGGGUCGGUAGCUGUCGGCCCAGGGCCUGGUAUAUGGCCAUGGACUUACGAGGUUCAGACUCCGUGCCGGGUCAAAACCAUCAGGUAAACUCUGUCUUUACCCCGAGCUCCGAGCCGGUGCGACCUGGCGGCUGGAUCUCAGAUCAAGCCGGGGGAAACCUCGCCUCCGAGGCCAAGCCGACUCUUGUCACAGGGCAAGCUCAUUCUAGCAAACCCGGUCAGCCGGACCCCCAGGCAUGCGGCGCGGCGAGCCUCAACUCCGAGAGCAAAGGUGGCAGUGGCAACUGUGACGCACCAGCCGGCAAAUCCCUCCUAGGGUACUACGAACUCUCCCAGCAGAUCGGGACGCAGCUUAAACUGCUGCCGAUGAAUGAUCAGAUCCGGGAGCUGCAGACCAUCAUCCGGGACAAGUGA
This is a messenger RNA of Hyaena hyaena (striped hyena), 507 nucleotides long. RefSeq names its product uracil phosphoribosyltransferase homolog. The transcript has a single exon. The coding region runs from base 127 to 507 and encodes 126 amino acids. NCBI's taxonomy places the organism in Eukaryota, Metazoa, Chordata, Mammalia, Carnivora, Hyaenidae. The record is from RefSeq and is a predicted model, not a curated record.